Messenger RNA from Paramecium sonneborni, 321 nucleotides. NCBI's taxonomy places the organism in Eukaryota, Ciliophora, Oligohymenophorea, Peniculida, Parameciidae. The record is from the annotation of a GenBank genome assembly.
AUUAUUUUUAGAAAGGGUUCAUCAGACUAGCUUAUGAUUUUGCAUAUUCUUUUAGACAAGGGUAAAGGUUCUUCACAUAGCUGAAAUUUAGAACAAUUAAGAUUGAUAAGAGCAAUAAAUAGAGAAAGUCUUUCAAUAUUGAAAAUAUAUGUGGGCCAUGAGAGACAAAUAAUAAGUUUAAUAAUAGAGUUAGUAUUAGAGGUUUACUAAAGGGAAAAAUUAUAAGGCAAAUAUAAUUUUUCGAGAUGCUUGCAAGUCUAAAUAGGAUGUUUGAAUUUGAAAAGAUGAAGAAUAAAUUGAAUUUACUAUCAAUCUUACAAC